UUCUGGAUGAUCGGAACUGAUGAUGUACUUCAUGAACAUGAAGAAUUCAAAAGGAUCCGAUGCAGCAACCACACAGGUACUAAGUUGCUACUUUUUCUCGUUCAAUAAUAGGAAGCUGCUAUAUAUUUGCUUCCCGAAGCAGCAUCUAUAUCAUUUUCAAGAACUUCGUUUCAUUUCAGUAGAAGAACUACUCUUCUUUUCUUUGAAUAGUUUGUUACCACUUCGCAGCAUCUACUUCAACAAGCUCAACCAACGUUCUCCCAUCAACUCCUCUUCAUGAACCCUGGACGACGUUUCGCUUUCGCAUGGCAUAGGGGACACGUCUAUCGGAGUAUGUGUCGGGCUCUCGCGGAAUGAAUGCAGAUCUCUCAAGAUGCACUGGAGCAGCAUACCCGGGAACAGUCUACUCUACAGGUGAUUGACGUGGGCUGUCGAUCUAGCUUGCGUAGAUAAGUAAACACCUCGACCCGCGUUCCACGCAAACGAAGGAAAACCAUAGAGAAAGGACUAGGGACUUGUGUAGUAAACAAAGGCACUCAAAAAAUGUGAAGACAGCGAACUUGCUGACACACAGAAUCAAU
Molecule: messenger RNA, 581 nt
Organism: Amoebophrya sp. A25
Lineage: Eukaryota; Dinophyceae; Syndiniales; Amoebophryaceae
Source: the annotation of a GenBank genome assembly